AUGAGUAAAAUUAAAAAACGUUGUAUAUUAGAACAAUUUUAUAUGAUGUCAGUUGCUAUGUAUUUGUAUGACUUUGAUUCAUUAAAGUUAUUCUGUUGUGUUAAUAAAAAAUGUGAAGGAGCUACAAGUAACUUAAAAAUUAAUCCUAAUUUUCAAGACUCAUUAUAUUAUAGAAGGAAAUGGUCAUUUAGUAUGAUUUCUUCAUUUCCAUUAGAACAAAUUAAAAGUUAUCCAUUAUUUGAUAUAUUUCAUGAAGGUUGUGGUAAUAAUGAUUUAUUUAAAGAAAUACAACCUAAAAUUACUUCACUAGAAUUUAUUUUUAAUGGAAGGUUUGAAGGUACUGCUUACAUGCCGUUGUUAAAAAAAUUAAAAGUUAUGUUUUUAAAUGAUGGUAAUUCUUUGGCCUCUUUACACUUUCAUGUAAAUUCACUUAUUUCUAUUCUUUCACAAAAAACUAUUGGUUCUCUUAACCAUUUUAUUAUUAUUUGUUUUGGGUUGGAUGAUUGUUUUAUUCCUUUAUUACAAACUGUUCAGUCAAUAUAUCCAUCUUGUCAAAUUGCGAUUUGUGUUAAAGGCUCAGUUUCUAUUUCAGUAGCAACGAAAUUCACUCCUUUUGCUACAAUUAUUCAAACCUCAAAAGAGGCUAUGUUUUAUGGAGAAUUAGAUAAAGAAUUACGUGUUGUUGCUCUUCAAGAAAUUCAUUAA
Entamoeba dispar SAW760 is the source of this 705-nucleotide messenger RNA. RefSeq lists its product as uncharacterized. NCBI's taxonomy places the organism in Eukaryota, Evosea, Mastigamoebida, Endamoebidae. The transcript is spliced from 2 exons. Bases 1 to 705 code for a protein of 234 amino acids. The record is from RefSeq and is a predicted model, not a curated record.